This is a messenger RNA of Anoplopoma fimbria (sablefish), 5361 nucleotides long. It is a transcript of the gene ocrl, whose product is annotated as OCRL inositol polyphosphate-5-phosphatase. The transcript has 23 exons. Gene Ontology annotation, biological process: phosphatidylinositol dephosphorylation; signal transduction. The record is from RefSeq and is a predicted model, not a curated record. Gene Ontology annotation, cellular component: membrane; cytoplasm. Gene Ontology annotation, molecular function: inositol phosphate phosphatase activity; phosphatidylinositol-4,5-bisphosphate 5-phosphatase activity. NCBI's taxonomy places the organism in Eukaryota, Metazoa, Chordata, Actinopteri, Perciformes, Anoplopomatidae. Bases 380 to 3307 code for a protein of 975 amino acids.
UCUCUGGUCUACACUCCCAGGCAGGAGGUGGCGUUAUUCAUCUCCACUUCUUGGGCCGCUAAAAGCUUCGGGAUGAGGCAGAAGAGGGAGGCAGUCCACUUCAAACCCUCUCCUGGAGCGUUGAAUGGCUUAAACCAGCUGUGAUGUAGCCCGGCCACCUCUCCCCCAACACACAAGACCACCAAGACACUCCACAGCUCUCGAGGGAUGGCGCUCACUGAGGGGACAUCGUGACUUCCCGACUCGGAUGACCGGUUAGUCGGUUAGCAUUAGCAGCCAGCAGCUGUCACUGCGGAAGGCCGGGCGGAGGUUCAACUUUCUCAACCAACACAAAGGCACUAGCCAAUGAUAAUUUGAUAUUUCUCAUAAAUCGGUAAGAAUGGAGUCCUCUUUGGGGAUUGGCGACGAGGAGUGCUUGGCAACUGUCAAAGUUCAGGAGCUGAGGGCUGGCCAGAAGGAGCCCAGACUACUGUCACUAAUUGAGCGCAGGGGAGAGUUUGUAUUGGGUGUUUUGGCCACCCCUGAUGCUGUAGUGUCCCGUCCAGUGGCUCAGCUGUCUAUACCCAUCAAUGGUAAUUUUGAACUUGUGCGAGAGGCUGAAGACGCUCUUCUUAUUAACUUCUCAGUAGGUUCCUGCGUUAAGAUACGAAUCAAAGGAGAAAGGGCUCCAGAGCUGCUGUUGGAAUUCCGGGAUGAUGAUCGGACUCAGACUUUCUUAGCUCAGGUGAAGAGCGCUCAGCAACAAGUUGAAUUGAAACAAACAAAACCCAAAGCGAUGGAGCCUCUUGCACCAACAGCCCUGAGAGGUCCGGUCCCCAUCCCACCGCAAAGAGUCAACAAGACGGCUAGCUCUGUGGGCUCUGGAGUCAACCCACCCAAAUCUACCAAUGCACUGCCUCCCAACCUCAACAAUAGCAGGUCAACAAAUCAGACCAAAGCAGAUCCAGUUCAAUCACUUGCCUCAGACUUUGGCUUUGAGGACAACUUCAAUCACACUCUCAAAGUGGAGGAAAAGAAGAACCACCAGAAUCGAAUGGUUGCUGCAAGGGAGCCUCCUCCGGUUCCCCCUCUACCUCCACGCAAAGCCUCCUACGCUCCAUCCAAUCCUCUGCCUCCUCCACCAAUCCCUAAAGACAGAGCUGUCUCCCUACAUACCAAAGACAACUCCAAACCAGAUAGUUUCAGGUCAGGUUAUGACAGCAUGGACAGGCCAGCGUCUUGGUGCGACAGCCCCACCACCAACAGCAUGAGACAGGCCAUGUUUUCCAGCCAGGCAGGACAAAGAGAAUACCUCAUCAAACACCGCCUGGGUAAGAAAGAGAACGAGUUUGUGGACAUCCAGACCUUCAGGUUUUUCACAGGUACGUGGAACGUGAACGGCCAGGCUCCAGACAGCAGCCUUGAGCCGUGGCUCUGCUGUGACACGGAACCUCCUGAUAUUUAUGCUCUGGGUUUUCAAGAAUUGGACUUGAGCACUGAAGCUUUCUUCUACAUGGACUCAUCAAAGGAACAGCUGUGGGUGGAAGCUAUGGAGAGGAGCUUGCACAAGAAAGCCAAGUACAAGCGGGUCCGAAUCAUACGUCUUGUUGGGAUGAUGCUUGUUGUCUUUGUCAAGAAGACUCACAAGAAUCACAUAAAAGAAGUGGCUGCAGAGCAUGUGGGGACAGGAAUCAUGGGAAAAAUGGGGAACAAGGGAGGUGUGGCAGUGAGGUUUGUUUUCCACAACACUAGUUUCUGCAUCGUCAACUCCCAUCUAGCUGCACACGUGGAAGACUUUGAGCGCCGCAACCAGGACUAUAAAGACAUCUGUGCCCGCAUGACCUUCCACUUACUGGACCACCCCCCUCUCAGUAUCGUCAAGCACGAUGUAGUAAUGUGGCUCGGGGAUCUAAACUAUCGUCUGUUCUUGUACGAUGCCGCUGAGGUCAAAGAGCACAUUUCUAAGAAUGAGCUAAAAAAGCUUCAGGAGGUUGAUCAGUUGAACAUCCAGAGGCAGACAAAGAGAGCCUUCACGGACUUCAUGGAGGGAGAGAUCAACUUCCUCCCCACAUACAAGUACGACCCCAAAACGGAUCGAUGGGACUCAAGUGGGAAGUGCCGUGUCCCGGCUUGGUGUGACAGAAUCCUGUGGAGAGGAAACAAUGUCAAGCAGCUCAAGUAUCGAAGUCACAUGGAGCUGCAAACGAGUGACCACAAGCCCGUCAGCGCUCUCUUCAGUGUUGGCGUUAAAGUGGUAAAUGAGCAGCGCCACAAAAAGGUGUUUGAGGAAAUCGUCCGGGCGAUGGACAGAAUGGAGAAUGAUUUCCUUCCAUCUUUAACUCUGAGCAGGAGAGAGUUUUCAUUUGGUAAUGUGAAAUUCCGGCAGCUUCAGAAGGAGCGCUUCCUAAUAACAAACGACGGGCAGGUCCCCUGUCACUUUGCCUUCAUCCCCAAACUCAAUGACUCGCAGUAUUGUAAGCCUUGGCUCCGUGCCGAGCCAAGCGAUGGAUUCCUAGAGCCAAAUGAGACCUUGGAGAUCUACCUGGAGGUGUAUGUCAGUAAAGACUCUGUCACGCUGCUGAACUCCGGAGAGGACGCCAUAGAGGACAUUCUGGUGCUCCAUCUGGACCGUGGCAAGGACUACUUCAUUACCAUCUCUGGCAACUACCUGCCCAGCUGCUUUGGCACCUCGCUGGAGACUCUGUGCCGGAUGAAGAAGCCCAUCAGAGAGAUCCCCAUCACCAAACUAAUUGACCUGGAAAAGUCAAAGGUGAGUUUCCUGAUGGUGGAUGGUGCAAGUACCGAGGACAAACCUCUAAAGAUCCCCAAAGAGGUCUGGAUUCUUGUCAACCACCUCUUCACCAAGUCAUGUGAUCAGGAGGACUUGUUCCAGACACCAGGACUACAAGAGGAGCUGCAGAGCAUCAUCGACUGUCUGGACACCAGCAUCCCAGACUCCAUCUCUGGCUGUAACCACUCUGUAGCUGAGGCUCUGUUGAUCUUCUUGGAGGCCUUGCCAGAGCCAGUGUUGUGUUAUGAGCUCUACCAACGGUGCCUAGACUGCUCUCAUGACAGCCGCCUCUGCAAACAGUUGAUCUCCCAGUUGCCUCGAGCUCACCGCAACGUGUUUCGCUACUUAAUGGCUUUUCUGAAGGAGCUUCUGAAGCACUCCCACAACAACAACCUAACGGCCAGCCUCAUAGCUACACUCUUUGCCAGCCUCCUCAUCCGUCCUCCUCCCAACCUGAUGGGCAGGCAGACCCCACACGAACGGCAGAAAGCCAUCGACUUCAUCCUGGGCUUCCUAAUGGCAGGAGACGAGGAGUAACCGAGGUCGAUGGUACCUCACAACGUCGGGUUCGGAGUUCAUUUCCCAACCUGGCUCACUGUUGGACCCGUUGGACAUUGUGUAACAUGAUUUACAUGUUUUUUGUUUUUUUCUGUCAUCCAUUGGAGACCAGUGCAGCGGUUUUGCACCCGACCUUUUCACAAACUCUCGUGAUAGAGGAACUCUAGACUUCCAUUAGAGCUGUGGUGAUUUUACCAAGUGUCCUAUCUUCAGUUCGUUCUCAGAAUGACCACUCGCUGGAUUUGGAAGCACUUGGGAUAGGUUUGAACAGAUGCCUGUGCACUUUCUGAUGACCUUAAGGCCCAGUGUCUCCAGACUAGAGUUGUCCUCGUCCUCAGCUGACACUUCUCAGUGUAGGCGAUCAUGCCAAAACAACCCCUGAACAGUGAGUGGUAAGAAUGUGAAAACACUAUGUAUCCGUAGAUGCUAAGCGAAGGACUCCAUUACACUAAAGAAAAGUUGAUUCAUCGAAGUUUUAAGACAUAGACUGAAUAAUAGUAUAAAGCAUAAAGCUAAUAGUUUGAAAUGGGAUGAAUGUGGUAAUGUAUCACUAAGAAUGUUUAAGCUUUAGAUAAAUCAUGACAAUCAUCCGUUUUAACCGAGGGGACAAUAUUAUAGAUAUCUUCUAGAACUAUUUGUUACCAUACUCACUGUAUUUUAACUGUUAUUUAUAUAUUUUUCUUCUAAGUUUGCAACAUCUGAACAUUUUCUGUCUUCUACUACAAUAUGGUUUCUUUUAAGCUGGUUUUAAGAUAUUCGUCACUUGUUUUUAUCAUCCUGUAUCAAUCUGUGUCAUGAAUGUUUGCUGUUCUUGUGUAACUCCAGCCGUGAGCCUUACAUCUCGUUUUGCCAGUUCCUCUUGAGUUACGAAACAAGUCUGUUAACACACUAACUUCCUGGUCAACCGGAGUCGAUCGAGGAGUCGCGCUCCGUGGUUCUUGAUGUCUUAAAUGGUGUAAAUAGUGAUUGUUUCCCUGUUUCAUGGGUAUUUUUGACUGUCGGUAUGGUGACGCAAAUCUGUGAUGGUGUCUACAGUUUGUCAUGUUCGUCAUGAAGGUGGUACUCUUGUCAGUGUUUGUUUACAUGUCUUUUUCCUCACUUCUGCCACAACUUAAGGCUCAUUUCUCAUGGUUUUAGGCUGUUGUGAUGUCGAGACACAGCCAUUAUGUUCCUAAUGGUAAAUCCAGAGUUCUACUCUUGUUUUAACUGCUGCAGCACUUUCUGUGUGCGCACAAUGUAAAGGAUCAUUACUCUGCAGGAUACAGUCCUUGUGCACCUUUUUUCAUUUGUGCCUCUGAGGACGUUCUGUAGUCACUGUUGCAAAACAUGUCAUUGUUAUUGAAAUAAGGAACUUCUAUGUUGUGUAUAGUGGACUGUCAUUUCCUCUUUUACAGUUUAAGAGAUUUCAGCAUUAGUUCUCCCAGUUUACAAAAAUAUAUUCAAAUUCAUGAUAUUAAUAUGCCUUUGAGCCUUGAGGUUUUUUCUCUCAGAUGUUCUAUUAGCUUCUGAGGAUUUAAUGUUUGGAGUGUAUGUGAGAACAUGAUGUAAUGUGACAACACUGACAAUCAUGGCACUUAUAGAAAUUCCUGUUGGGCGGAAGUUGCUCCAUUCUUGUAUAGUUUUUUUCUGCCUGAUUGCCAUCAAUACACUAAAUUCUUAUUGUCUUUAUCAAACCGAUCUUUGACAAAAGGUGGCUUGUUCCUGAAUGAAUAGUUCCGGUGAUUCAGAUUUAAGAGAGCCGUUUUUUCGAAUAGUCAUUUAUUUUUUUAUUUUGCCUUUAUACUAUCCUCAUUGUGUUGAACCCAGAAUCAAUAUAAUCAAUAACCUCUAAUUUCAAGUGUCUUAUCCCACUGUACCAACUGAUGUGUUUGUGUGGAUCCAUAUGCUUCUUUGUCUUCAGUUUUGUCACAAUCUGUUCAUGAAAUUAAGGUACAUUCAAAGGUACAUGGGGGAAACACUCGCACCAUGUUUACCUCUUUUCAGUUUUUUGGUGCUUUUAAUUUAUUUAACAGAAAUAAAACUGUCUAAAGCCG